Messenger RNA from Clarias gariepinus (North African catfish), 2510 nucleotides. Its product is annotated as proteinase-activated receptor 4. Gene Ontology annotation, cellular component: membrane. The transcript has 2 exons. Gene Ontology annotation, biological process: blood coagulation; positive regulation of Rho protein signal transduction; phospholipase C-activating G protein-coupled receptor signaling pathway. The record is from RefSeq and is a predicted model, not a curated record. The coding region runs from base 272 to 1468 and encodes 398 amino acids. Gene Ontology annotation, molecular function: thrombin-activated receptor activity. NCBI's taxonomy places the organism in Eukaryota, Metazoa, Chordata, Actinopteri, Siluriformes, Clariidae.
CAGUCAGCAGCUGUGUUUCCUGCAGAUCCUGAGAGGAAGAAGCAGAGUGGGGAGGAGACACACACACACACACACACACACACACAGGGACUCAGACGCGGUGGAUGUAAGAGUCUGAACUCAACACCUCCAGCUUUAGACACAGGUGAAGGGACAGGUGACGCCACGUACAGCAGUGAAGAGGACAAAAGUCUUUUUCUCUUCUUUCUUAUUUCAAUAGAUAACCAUAAAGAGAGAGAGAGAGAGAGAGAGACUCGUCCACCUCAGCAGGAUGGCUGUCCCAGUGUCUCCCAGCUGUGCUGCGCUCUUCGUCCUAGUCUCCAUCCUGUCUCUCCUUCCGCUCUCAUCCUCUGUCUCCAGCAACUGCUCCUCCACUCCUCUGUUCCGUCCUCGCAUGUUUACGCUCACUUGCAACUCGACACUGGAAGGAAAGCAGAAGGAGGACAUCCAAGCGGCCACGACGGUUCUCCUGGUUCCUCUACUCUACCUUGUCUCUUUUGUGUUCGGUUUCCCCGCUAACCUCCUGGCGCUGUGGGUUCUUCUCUUCCGCACAAAAAAGUUUCCUUCCACUGUUCUGUUAAUGAACCUUACCUGCUUGGACCUCCUUCUUCUCCUCAUGCUUCCUUUCCGCAUCAUCUACCACUUCCAGGGAAACAACUGGGUGUUUGGGGAAGGCUUCUGCCGCCUGCAAAUCGCCCUGUUUUACGGGAACAUGUACGGCUCGGUGAUUUGCCUGGCGCUGAUCGCAGUGGACCGUUACGUGGCUCUGGUGCAUCCGUUUGGUGCCAAAACGCUGCGGAGUCGCAAGACGUCCAUAUUAAUGAGUGUGAUGGUGUGGGUCAUGGUGAUGAUCGCGGCUAUCCCUAUGCUAGCUUCACAACAAACCUACUUCAUAAACAACCUUUCCAUUACAACGUGCCACGAUGCUAUUCCAGAGAAGGAAAAGAAAAACAUCUUCGAGCCGUAUUUUGUCACGCUUUUCUGCCUUUGCUUUCUCCUCCCGUUACUCGUGGUGAUUUUCUGCUACAGCGCCGUGCUGCGCACCCUAGUGGCCGCUGGUAGCCGAUACAGCCACGCGACCCGAGUCACAGCACUCGUGAUGGUGGUUUUUAUCGUCUGUUUGCUGCCCAGUAACAUCCUCCUGCUCAUGAACUACUCCAAAUUAGGCAAAAACAGCGAUUAUGAGGAUUUUAUUGACACAAACAAUGACGACGGCAAUCGACUCUAUGUGCCGUACAUGAUCAGCCUCGCGAUCAGCACCUUCAACAGCUCUAUCGACCCUUUUAUCUUCUACUACGUCUCUGAGGACUUUAGAGAAAGAGCUAGAAAGUUGCUAUCCUGCUCGAAAACCUCCUAUGAAGCGUCUUCUUCUGGAAGUUCCUCAGGGACGAUGAGGUCGAAGGUCACGCUGCUUUCCAUGUCAGGAAAAACGAAGGGACAUUCGGAAAAUGGUGCGUCAAAUGUGUAAAGUGAUCACUUUCAGGUCAAGGGGAGAUUUCACAACAACAACAACAACAACAACAACAACCAUUUCCCCACAGACUGCUGGAUAUUGGAUGUUUUGUUAGCUCGCUGUUAUGCAUUUGAUCUUGUGUGCUUCAUUGCUAACAUACUAAUAAUAAUGAGCUGCUUUUCUAAAUAACUAGCACGCUAACUGUAGCAGUGGGUUAGAGCCAUUCGACUCAGUCCUCCAUCUUAUGAACUCACCCCUGUCCUGGUGACGUAAUGGAACAGCAGGCAUAAUGGACUGGACCAGUGGGAAGUGAAUAGGGGAAGUGGUUUUGGUGGAACAACACCGUAGACGCUCCACCUGAAACUUCUCACAUUUUAUAAAGGAACCUGGAAUGUUUUACUGACGUGAAAGACAAAAAGGGAAAGAAUUUAAAACCUUGAUUUUAACCUUAAAGCUGUAAAACUCAAGCUAAUGAUAAAAGCUGUUCAACUCAAUGUGUGUGUGUGUGUGUGUGUGUGUGUGUGUGUGUGUGUGUGUGUGUGAUUCGGUAUAAACAGGAAGAUGUGUGUGUAUCAGUCAUAUAAACUGUUUAAUGAAGGUGAUAACAUUCUUUAUCUGUGAUUAAUGAAGAGACUUCUGCUGUGUUUAUGAAGGAUGUAAAUAAGCUUCUGAUGCAUAUUUACUGUUAAAAUAUAAAAUCUGCAAAAUCUAUAUAGUUAUAAAGUUAUAUUAAGUUAUUCUCCUGCAUUGUUUGACUCAUGAGGUUUCAGGGAUCUGUUUGAGGAACAGCUGCAACCAAGUGAUCGGCUUUUUUACAUGAAUAUUGUGAUAUUGUGAUAUUAAUAACUGUAUUAUAACUCAUCCUACACAAACACCUGUUUACUGUAAGUAUGCUUUAAUAAACUUUCCUAGUUACAGCUUUGUUUCUUCUUAAAUAAAACCUUUAAAUAUCCUUAUUAAACUUUUUGCAGUGUGAAACAUAAAUGUUGUAAUACUGUAUGUUAUGGUUUCUAUAGUAACGGGACAGUUAGGACAAACGGUCCACUAAUAAUAAAUA